AUAAUUAGCAAAUCAUAUGGCAUUGCUCGUUUACUGGUAUGACUUCAUCUGCUUUGCGAUAGUCGCCGCCGCUAUCGUCACGUCCUUGUGGUUUCUAUUGCGCAGAGAAAGAGGCUUCAUAGGAAUUGAUGAUACGGCCCAAGAUAGCUUGUUACUAGUGUAUAGAUCGGAGAGGCUUGGUUCGGCUCGGUUAUGGACCAGUUGCUGGAGAAGGUUACAUCCCGGCUGGCUUCUCUUCACUCGUUCCACCUCUUUCCUCUCCAUGGCUGCUUUACUGGCUUGGGAUGUCAUCAAGUGGGACGCAAGCAUCUUCGUUUACUACACAGAAUGGACUUUCAUGCUUGUGAUCAUUUACUUUGCGAUGGGUAUUGUAGCUUCAGUAAAUGGUUGCUUGAAAUAUUCUAAAGAGCUAACACUGGAAAUUAGUGAAGAUGCGCUUGUAGAAAAAGUCGAAGUUGAAUUCAGGCAAAGAUUAGGGGCUUAUGGAUAUAUCAUGCAGAUAAUUUUUCAGACAAGUGCAGGGGCUGUUGUACUGACGGACAUUGUGUUUUGGCUAGUCAUAGUUCCUUUCCUCUCAAAUUCUCACUUCGGGUUAAACACAUUGAUGAUUUGCAUGCACACGACAAAUGCAGGCUUCCUCCUGCUUGAAACAGUUCUCAAUAGCCUUCCCUUGCCUUGGUUUCGAAUGGGUUAUUUCGUGCUCUGGAGUAGUCUCUACGUUCUUUUCCAAUGGAUAAUCCACGCAUGUGGCUUCACUUGGUGGCCAUAUCCAUUCCUCGAGCUCGAUAGGCCAUGGGCUCCAAUAUGGUACUUGUGCAUGGCAAUUGUUCACAUCCCUUGCUAUGGAGCUUACGCCGCAAUUGUAAAAGCCAAAAAUUCAUGCUUCCCCUAUCUAUUCCCAAAUGCUUUUGUAAAAUCCUAAUCUACUCAUAAACCCAAACAUUGAAAUAUCUGUAAUUCAAAGAUUUUUGAUUGUGUGAUAUAUCAUA
Messenger RNA from Capsella rubella, 989 nucleotides. RefSeq lists its product as uncharacterized. The transcript is spliced from 8 exons. Lineage: Eukaryota; Viridiplantae; Streptophyta; Magnoliopsida; Brassicales; Brassicaceae. The record is from RefSeq and is a predicted model, not a curated record. The coding region runs from base 17 to 922 and encodes 301 amino acids. Gene Ontology annotation, cellular component: membrane.